AGCACGUGGCCUUGGCCCCAAGAAAGCAUGCAUAUAAGGUUCGAGAAAGUCCCACACGUCUUCUAAGUGAGUACACAGCAAAUAUGUAGUAAAGGGCGACGAGUCCCAGGUAUGGUAACGGAUGUCACGCAUCCAAGACGCAGGCAGACAUUUAACAACUAAAAAGCAACCCUGCCUGGGUACCUAGCCUAUGAGCAGAAGUGACCUGGAGAGGAGGACACUGGCCAGGUACCGUCCCGAUGGCAAAUGGCAUCACCAAGGGCUGUGCUCCACCCUGGACCGCAGCAGAUGAGCCACUGCAGUCAGAUCCAGGGCACACCAAGCAGCUGGAUGAGACCGAAGGCUCACACACUCACAGUAGAACAGAAAUUAAUGAGACCAAGGAAACAUGUGUGGGUCCUUGUACAACAUCCUGCCAAAGUCAGCAGCAACCGAGCGGUGACAAUGGGUCAGAUGGCCUCUUUACCCACUCGAGAGAUGACAGAGAUGAUCGGGGCCCCAGGAUGACGAAGCAGUUCCUCCAAAAGCUCUGUAAGCAGCACAAGCUGUACGUCACCCCGGCCCUGAACGACACCCUGUAUUUGCACUUUAAGGGCUUUGACCGCAUUGAGAACCUGGAGGAGUACACGGGCCUGCGCUGCCUCUGGCUGGAGUGCAACGGCAUCCAGAGGAUCGAGAAUUUGCAGGCCCAGAGCGAGCUGCGCUGCCUCUUCCUGCAAGUGAACCUGUUGCACAAGAUCGAAAACCUGGAGCCGCUCCAGAAGCUGGACGCCCUCAACCUGAGCAACAACUACAUCAAGACCAUUGAGAACCUCUCCUGUCUGCCGGUCCUUAACACUCUGCAAAUGGCCCACAACCGCCUGGAGACCGUGGCAGACAUUGAGCACCUCAGGGAGUGUCUGCAACUCUGUGUCCUCGACCUCUCCCACAACUCGCUGAGUGACCCCGAGAUCCUGAGCGUGCUUGAGACCAUGCCCUGUCUGCGUGUGCUGAACCUGAUGGGGAACCCAGUGACCAAACACAUCCCUAACUACCGCAGGACGGUCACUGUCCGACUGAAGCACUUGACUUAUCUGGACGACAGGCCGGUUUUCCCCAAGGACAGGGCGUGUGCAGAGGCCUGGGCCCGAGGCGGGUAUGCUGCCGAGAAGGAAGAGCGUCACCAGUGGGAGAGCAGGGAACACAAGAAGAUAACAGACAGCCUGGAAGCCUUGGCCAUGAUCAAGCGGCGGGCCGAGGAACGGAAGAAGGCAAGAGACAGAGGGGAGACACCUCUGCCAGAGAGUGAAAAGAGUAUCCCCACUAGCCCAGAGGCUCAGGAAAAGCCUCCCAAGGGGGAAACCCAGCAGAAGAUGGAGUCGUUUGUGAAAGAGAGCUUUGAGGCCAAAGAUGAACUGUUUCCAGAGAAGCCAGGAGAAGGAGAGGAGCUGUCUGUGGUGGUGGGGAAUAGAGCAGUGGAAGAUGCAGACCUGUCCGGGAACCUGGCUCACACCCAGACACCUGUGGUGGUCACCCCUGAAGAGGUCACAUCUCCAGUGGAAGCUACUGAUGGGGCCAGAACGGAAGACACAGAGGCCAUUGCCCUGGAGACCAAGGAGAAGCUUUUCAUCGAUGACCUGCCUGACUUGGAAGAUGUUGAUGGUACAGAUGUGUCUGUGGAAGACCAGACAAAGGACACAGGCAUCCGGAAAAUCCAGGCCAUCUCCAGCUUGAGUGACGACAGUGACCUGGAGCUGGAGGAGCUGCCCCUCUCCGUGUUCGAGGGCACUCCCAUAAGCCCCACAGGCGCCCUCUCACACAUAUUUGCGGUCUCCAAAGACCCCUCAGAGGCAGCCAGGGUGCCUUUCGCAGACAUAUGUAUGCCAACAGCAACAACAGACUUAGAAACUCAAAGUCAAGACCCCAGCACAGCAUCUUCACACCCCCUCAUCCAGGAGCUCGGAGAGGAUGAGCUGACAGAGGGAGAGUCAAACCAGCCACUGCCACCCCAAAGCUGUGCAAGUGACCCCACACUUGCCCAGUCUAGUGAAGGUGGAGACAGUCAGCUGCCUGCAGCCACUCCACUAGGUAACGCUCUGUGGAGGCUCUGUAGGGGUUGGACCACAGACCAUCCACAACCUCACUGCUGUGUUCAGGCACAGGCUGUCUGGGCAGUUAGCACAAAACACAAGGGUUGGGUGUGCAUUUUAGGUACCUGCUUUUGGCUUAUGUUCCCAGUGCUCCCCUUGCACAAGGGGACGUGCACACAAUCCAUACACACACACACAAUACAGUGGGGUAGGGUUUCUGAUCUCAUCAGAGCACAUGACUACAGCCCAGUAAACAUGCUGACUGUGUGGGUCUUAAGUGCACAUAAGGAGUCUGUGCUGGCCUGGACCGGCGCUCAGCAAGAAGGGCAGCUUUACCAAGUACUGAUUUGUUCUCUCCUUACUCCUCAGGAGAUGGAGCUGAGAAUGAAGCACAGUCUUCGUUGUACCCAGAGGAGCCCAGCACCCGGAUAGGCCUGGAAGAUAUUGAAUUUGGCUUGGACUGAACCCCAAGGCAGUCUACACUGUUAGUCUAGCAGUGGUGCAGCGGAUGCAGGGCACCCUCUUCUAUGUAUCCCUGCUGGUUUGCUCCGGCACCCUGCAUGGCAGGUGCUGUGCAGCUACACCAGUGUGCCUGCCGUGUACCCAACACAUCGGUUUCCCCUGGUUACAGAUCCCACGAGAACAUAAACACUUAAGACCCGCAUGGUCAGCAUGUUA
Molecule: messenger RNA, 2747 nt
Organism: Rattus norvegicus (Norway rat)
Lineage: Eukaryota; Metazoa; Chordata; Mammalia; Rodentia; Muridae
Source: RefSeq, a predicted model, not a curated record